AUGCUGCAACAAUCAGGUGUAUUGAACUAUACCAUUCUGAUUGUAACUCAGCUGAAGUGGGCAUGGGAUUACCUUCUUUACCAGUCCUUUCAUUCUAAUGGAAUCAUAUUACCCGAAUAUGUCGAUGAUAUUAGCAUAACACGCUACGAAAGCAAUGGGAGUACAGUAGAAUGUGCUGUGUGUUUAUGCGGGAUUGAUGAUGGAGAUGAAACUAGGGAGCUAAGUUGCAAUCAUCUUUUCCAUAGAGUUUGCUUGGAUAGGUGGCUGGGAUAUGGGCACGUGACGUGCCCUCUAUGCCGGAAUAAUGUAAAGCCGCAUCGACUGGCUGCCAACGGCUACCAGGAGGAGAUAUUGAUCAACUUCUGUGCUGCCAGAUCAAGGGAUCGCUGUACAUGGUGGCUGCGUUGA
Fraxinus pennsylvanica is the source of this 408-nucleotide messenger RNA. Lineage: Eukaryota; Viridiplantae; Streptophyta; Magnoliopsida; Lamiales; Oleaceae. The record is from the annotation of a GenBank genome assembly.